Messenger RNA from Neospora caninum, 1647 nucleotides. RefSeq names its product putative TCP-1/cpn60 family chaperonin. Gene Ontology annotation, molecular function: ATP hydrolysis activity; ATP binding; ATP-dependent protein folding chaperone. Lineage: Eukaryota; Apicomplexa; Conoidasida; Eucoccidiorida; Sarcocystidae. Gene Ontology annotation, cellular component: chaperonin-containing T-complex. The record is from RefSeq and is a predicted model, not a curated record. The transcript is spliced from 9 exons. Bases 1 to 1647 code for a protein of 548 amino acids. Gene Ontology annotation, biological process: protein folding.
AUGGCGCUCGCAAUCUUCGGCGACCGUCAGAGCGGUCAGGACGUCCGUACCGCCAAUGCUGCGGCGGUUCAGUCGAUCGCGAACAUUUUGCGGUCCUCUCUCGGACCCCAGGGUUUGGACAAAAUGCUCGUGGACGACAUUGGAGACAUGACAAUUACGAACGACGGCGCGACGAUUCUCAAGCAGCUCGAAGUGCAACAUCCUGCAGCGAAAGUCCUCGUGGAGCUCUCGGAUCUGCAGGACAAAGAAGUGGGAGACGGCACCACGUCCGUCGUUCUCCUUGCCGCCGAGUUUCUCCGGGUCGGAAACCAACUGGUGAAGGAGGGUGUCCACCCCACGGCUGUCAUUGCUGGCUUCAAACUCGCGAUGAAGGAGAGCGUGAAGUAUAUUCAAGAACAUCUGACGUCGCGAGUUGACGCGAACAACAAGGAGGUUCUCCUGAACGUCGCAACAACGACGAUCAGCUCCAAGCUCAUUGGCACUGAAACAAACCACUUUGCAGAUCUCGUUGUCCGUGCCAUUCUCUCCGUCAAGAUGAUCACCGAGCGAGGCGACGUGAAGUAUCCCGUCAGCUCCAUCAACAUCAUCAAGACCCACGGCAAGUCGAUGCGCGAGUCCACCCUCGUUGAAGGCUACGCCCUCAAAGCGGGUCGCGCCGCUCAAGGCAUGCCCCAAUGCGUGAAAAAUGCUAGAGUCGCUCUCCUCGACUUCAAUCUUCGUCAGCACCGAAUGCAGUUAGGUGUGCAGAUUCAGGUCGACAACCCUGAGGAGCUGGAGAAAAUUCGGCAAAAGGAAAAGGACAUCACAGCGGCGAAGAUUCAAAAGAUCCUCGCUUCAGGAGCGAACGUCAUCCUGACCACGCAAGGAAUCGACGAUAUGGCUAUGAAGUAUUUCGUUGAAGCUGGAGCCAUUGCUGUUCGCCGUGUCGACAGAAAAGAUCUCCGUCGAAUUGCAAAAAUUACAGAGGGCACGGUGGUACUCACCAUGGCGACUCUGGACGGAGACGAGAAGUUCGACGCUUCCUGUCUGGGAUCUUGCGAGGAAGUCUAUGAGGAGCGUAUCGGUGACUGGGACCACCUUCUUUUCAAGGGCUGCAAAGGCGGAAAGGCUGCGACUGUCAUUCUUCGGGGAGCUAACGAGUACAUGCUUGACGAAGUGGACCGGUCGGUUCACGACGCUCUCUGCGCGGUGUCUCGAGCUCUGGAGCAUACGCAUGUGUGCCCAGGUGGAGGCGCUGUCGAAACGUCGCUUUCUGUCUACCUGGAAAACUUUGCUCGCACUCUUGGGUCGCGGGAGCAGCUCGCGAUUGCAGCGUUUGCCGAGUCUCUGCUGAUCAUUCCCAAGACGCUCGCCGUGAACGCAGCCCUCGACGCCACGGAGCUCGUGGCCCGUCUCCGCGCGGUGCAUGCAAAGGCUCAGGGUCAGUUGCCGGACGCAGCUGGGAACGGGGACGACGAGCUCAAGUGGCAUGGGCUCGAUCUGGUCACAGGCAAGACGCGAAACAACAUGGCAGCCGGCGUCAUUGAGGCGGCUGUGAGCAAAACGAAGGCCCUCCGCUUUGCUACGGAAGCUGCAGUUACCAUUCUCCGUAUUGACGACCUCAUUAAAAUUGCUCCGGAACCGGAACGGGGACAGCCCGAUGACUAG